This is a messenger RNA of Linum trigynum, 261 nucleotides long. Lineage: Eukaryota; Viridiplantae; Streptophyta; Magnoliopsida; Malpighiales; Linaceae. The record is from the annotation of a GenBank genome assembly.
AUGACCAAGCUCCACUCCUCCACCGCCGGCCCUGAUUGUAAUCAGGAAAGUCUUGGGGUCCGAUUUCCACUUCUCCUUCUAUGCAACGCGAGGCCAGAAUAUAAGAAGAGAAGGAACGAACAGAGAUGGAGGCAAAAAUUUUGGGCUCUCAAUCCCGACACUCAGUUGACGGAACGGGAGACCGAGAGGCGGGAGACCACAGCUUCGACGAGAAUAGUAUCGAUCGACUCCAGCUUCUGUUCUUCUGUCGAUGGAGCCUAG